AUGGCUUUAAUCUCAAACCAUGAGGGAUCUUCAAAGAAAGUGCGAAAAAUUCUCAACAAUGAGGAUAGGAUCAGCAUAUUGUCAGACUCACUUCUUGUUCACGUUCUCUCUUUCCUACCGACAAAAUACGCAGUCGGAACCAGCAUACUGUCAUCAAGAUGGAAGCACCUCUGGGCUUCUGUUCCCACUCUGGACUUCAAUGACAACUUGAGAUUUAAAGAUAUACCUUAUUCGUAUGAGAAUUCUUCCAACUUCAUGAACUUUGUUGAUCGGGUACUUCUUCAUCAUGAUUUGUCCUAUGUUCAGAAGUUCCGUUUGAGUUGCGAAGGAAGUAAGGUUGAUGUCUCCAGGAUGUAUACAUGGAUAAGUGUAGCCGUAACACGUGGUGUUCAAGAACUUGAUUUACAGAUAGGGCCACCCGGUUUUGACCUACCGGAACGACUAUAUAGCUUCCCUUUAAGCCUCUUCACUUGUCCAACAUUGGUAGUCUUAAAACUGGGAAUUCUAGUACGGUUCAGUGUUCCUUGCUCAGUCCAUUUUAAAAGUCUCAAGGUCCUCCAUCUUUCAGUCUGGUUAAUGGGCAAUGACUUAAUGAAAAAUCUUUUUUGUAAUUGCCCUGUUCUUGAGGAACUGUUCAUCCAAGCAAUGGUUUCCUGUGAAGAAGAAGCUGCAUUAGGAGUCAUAUUAGAUGUCUCAACAUCAUCCCUGACGAGUUUUAAGAUGAUGGGGAAAAAAUUGUGCUCAAUGCACCAAUUCUCGAGUCUCAAAGAUGAUUACUUGUCUUACUAUGUUCUAAACAACCUAACCUCAUUGGUUAAAGCGGAUGUUAACAUUGGAGAGUGCUGUAUACAAACUAUGGAAAUUGAAGAGCGUUCUGAUUCGGUAUUUGAGGUUCUCAAACAAAUUUCUAGUGUCAAAUAUCUAUCUUUAGGCGCUAGUACCAUGGGGGUUCUCGACUACGCUAAGGAAUAUAAUGUGCCACGGUUCCCAAAUUUGAUUCGUCUGGAGCUGCAUGUUAAUACAUGCUAUGGCUGGAAACGUCUUCUAGACUUGCUCAAUAGCAUGCCUAACCUACUAUAUCUUGUUUUAGAGAAAUCAAAGAAUUGUAGCUCUAGACGUCACGUCAGUUUUGUUGAACAAGAAGUGGUGCCUUCUUGUCUGGUGAUGCAUCUUCAAGAAAUUAAAAUUAAUGGAUUUCAGGGGCUGAGUGAUGAGCUGAAGCUGAUUGAGUAUUUUUUGAGAAAUUCCAAAGUACUGCGUAAGAUGGAAAUUAAUAAUUUCAAUGCAGAAGAAAAGCAAGAGCGAGAGUUUCUCGACAAACUGCUAAUGUUUCCGAGGGGUUCAAUGACCUGCAAAAUAUUAAUCACCGGGAGGAAAAUUUUGCUCCAGCCUAGACAUCUAUACCACCACUCAUGGUGGAGCUCACACACUCGGACAUGAGAGUGCUAUUGCAUACUAUGGCAUCGGAAUAAGAAGAUUUAUUUAUUUUUUGUUAAUGUUAUAUUUGGGAGUACCGAAUCCAAAUCUAAAGUGUCAAACAUAGCACAAACAUUUUUUUUUCCGAACCUUUAACCUUCCUUUGAGAAGUAGGAGUCUCAUACGGUUAGGCCACUGGCCUGGUCUUAAACAUAUUCCUAAUGAGACAGUUAUUAAUUAUAAUUUCAUAAAUGUGGUCCAUGUUUGUAUGUU
Cornus florida is the source of this 1689-nucleotide messenger RNA. Its product is annotated as F-box/FBD/LRR-repeat protein At5g22660-like. Gene Ontology annotation, molecular function: protein binding. The record is from RefSeq and is a predicted model, not a curated record. NCBI's taxonomy places the organism in Eukaryota, Viridiplantae, Streptophyta, Magnoliopsida, Cornales, Cornaceae. Bases 1 to 1440 code for a protein of 479 amino acids. The transcript is spliced from 4 exons.